Molecule: messenger RNA, 2382 nt
Organism: Vicia faba (fava bean)
Lineage: Eukaryota; Viridiplantae; Streptophyta; Magnoliopsida; Fabales; Fabaceae
Source: the annotation of a GenBank genome assembly
AUGGAAUCAACGGAACUUCCUCCUCCGUGUCAUGAUCAACCCUCAUCCUCCUAUAAUUCCAAUACCAGUGGUAGAAAUGUCUUUAGCUUGUUAGCUCAAAGAGAGAUUUCACCUAGAACAAAACAUGUACGAAAAUGGCACUGGGGAGAAUCUUCUAAAUCAAAAUCUAGUUGCUCCAAUUCUAAAAGAAUGAUAGAUGCAAAGUGCGGUCUCCUCUCAUGGGUUGAGGCCGAGUCAUUGAGGCAUCUGUCAGCCAAAUAUUGCCCUUUAUUGCCUCCUCCACGGUCUACUAUUGCAGCAGCAUUUAGUCAAGACGGGAAAGUGCUUGCCUCCACACAUGGUGACCACACAGUAAAGAUCAUUGAUUGUGAAACUGGAAAUUGCUUGAAGGUAUUAGUUGGCCACAGAAGGACACCUUGGGUGGUUAGGUUCCAUCCAUUGCAGCGACAGAUACUUGCUAGUGGAAGCUUGGACCAAGAAGUUCGUUUAUGGGAUGCUAGCACAUCAGAGUGGAUUUUAUCUCACUAUUUCAAUCGCCCUAUUGCAUCUCUUGCUUUCCAUGCCAGUGGGGAAAUAAUUGCUGUUGCAUCAGGCCACAAGUUGUACAUGUGGCACUACAAAAAUGGAGGGGAAUCAACUUCACCAGUUUUUGUGCUGAAGACAAGGCGCUCUCUACGGGCUGUGCAUUUUCACCCGCAUGGUGCACCAUAUCUUUUAACUGCUCAGGUUAAUGAUCUCGACUCUUCCGAUUCCUCAAUGACGGAGGCAACAUCUCAUGGUUACUUACAGUAUCCUCCACCAGCUGUUUUUGUCACAAAUGUUAAUUCCAGGAGGCAUAUCAAUAUGUCAAGUGAACCACCCAAUGUAUCAUUACCUCUCUUCUCCAGGCCUUCAUAUACCGUAAAUGAGUCAAGAGUAGAACUACAGCAUGCUAGUAAUGAUGUUGGUUCAAGUAGCAUGCAGGUUCAGUCAUCUUCUGUAGUUCAGCUUCAAACUGACACAAAUUCACCCGAACAAUAUCAAACUCGUUUGUCAAACUCCGAGAUACCCACUAACUCUCAAACUGAUGCAGAAUAUAAUGUCCAUACUACUUUACCUAAUCAAACGAGAAUUGACAUCAAUAACCUCACAAUGGGUGGUACAGCGACUUAUGAAACAGAACAAGAACCAGCUGAAGAAAUUCAUCAUGAAAACCCUGAUCAUGUCAAUUCUCUUGAUGGGGGGACGCUACAUGACCCAUUGAGACAUGCUGUAAAACCUGAGGAUCUUUCUGAGCUUGGUCAAUUUCCUCAGAUUGUUCCUUCACGAGAUUCAAGUGGAUGGGAGUUGCCUUUUCUGCAAGGAUGGUUAAUGGGUCAAAGCCAAGUUAGUGUUCCCUCAAUGCUUCCUCACAUUGGAGGCAGUGAUGACAGCCUUCCUCAACAGAUUGGUUCUUCCACUAGGACAUCUAAUUUGUCCACUACUAAUGUUGGGGUAGCAAUGCCACCUUCAGAAAUGCCUAGCGGCAUCAGCAUACCACCAGGUUUACAGGGUCGAUUUUCAAUAACCCGUCGUGUACCUGUAUCUGAUUCUAGCAAUCUUGUUCCAUAUAUUAAUGCGCCACACGAUGGGUUUGAUAGCCAAACCAUUAUAAGCCGAAUCCAGGCAGAACUUGCAACAUCAGUGGCUGCCGCAGCUUCUGCAGAGUUACCUUGCACUGUUAAGUUAAAAGUAUGGUCAUAUGACUUAAAAAAUGCUUGCACCCCGCUACAAAGAUGCUGUCUAACUAUACCACAUGUCGUCUUAUGCAGUGAAAUGGGUGCCCAUUUUUCACCAUGUGGUAGAUUUUUAGCCGCCUGUGUUGCAUGUAUGCACCCUCAUAUAGAAGCUGAUCCAGGAUUGCAAACGCUUGUACACCCGGAGUCUGGAGUUCCAACAUCACCAACUCGACAUCCAAUCUCAGCACAUCAAGUAAUGUAUGAGCUCCGGAUAUAUUCCCUGGAGAAUUCAACAUUUGGAUCAGUGCUUGCAUCGCGAGCAAUUAGAGCUGCUCAUUGCCUGACUUCAAUCCAGUUCUCACCUACAUCUGAGCAUAUACUGCUUGCAUAUGGUCGACGUCAUGGUUCUCUUCUUACAAGCAUUGUCAUUGAUGGAGAAACAACAUUACCAAUAUAUACAGUUUUAGAGGUAUAUAGAGUGUCAGAUAUGGAACUUGUCAGGGUGCUUCCUAGUGCAGAGGAUGAGGUCAAUGUGGCAUGUUUUCAUCCUUUUCCUGGGGGAGGACUUGUCUAUGGAACCAAGGAAGGAAAGCUUAGGGUCUUCCAGUUUGACCGUGCUCACACUGUGAAUGGUACUGGAUCUGGUUACUUACCUGAGGAAAACAUUACUGGAGUUGGUCAGUGA